AUGGCACUCCCGACUCAUUUCAAGCUUAAUACCGGCGCCCAGAUCCCCGCCGCACAUGGAGAUCUGAACCUGGUCAGGUACGCCAGGCAAGUCUCGUUCGCUCUCAAGAACGGAUAUAGUCACAUUGACGCAGCAUUGAUCUACGGAAACGAGCACGAAGUCGGCCAGGGUAUCAAGGAUAGUGGUGUCCCUCGCGAAAACAUCUUCAUCACUAGCAAGCUGUGGAACACCCACCAGCCUAACGUGGCGGAAGGUCUCCAAAAGACACUUGACGCUUUAGGCACGGACUACCUCGAUCUCUAUCUCAUCCACUGGCCAGUCCGACUUGUUCCUAACGAGUCGAGCGAGCUUCUACCAGUCAAUCCCGACGGCACACGAUCCAUCGACCGAUCCUGGGGUCAGAGUGAGACCUGGCGCCAGAUGGAGGAAGUAUACAAGGCCGGCAAGGUGAAGGCGAUUGGCGUGGCCAACUGGUCGAUUCCCUAUCUAGAGGAGCUCAAAAAGAAGUGGACCGUGGUCCCUGCUGUCAAUCAAGUCGAGUUACACCCUUUCCUUCCUCAGCACGCACUGAAGGAGUGGUGCGACAAGCAUGGCAUUCUCCUCGAGGCGUAUUCACCACUUGGCUCUGAAGGGGAUUACUACCUUAAGAAGCAUGGUGUUUCACCCGCCACGGUACUCAUCAGCUACCACAUCAACAGAGGCGUUGUUGUACUGCCCAAGUCUACUAAAGAAAAUCGAAUCGUGAGCAACCGUCAAGUCAUCCUUCUCUCCCGGGAGGAUAUGGAUGUGCUGAAUGGCCUGGCUGUACAAGGAAAGGCGAGGCGUAUCAAUACACCUCUGUUUGGAUGGGAUCUCGGUUUCGAUGACUGGUACAACCAGUGA
This is a messenger RNA of Aspergillus lentulus, 882 nucleotides long. Lineage: Eukaryota; Fungi; Ascomycota; Eurotiomycetes; Eurotiales; Aspergillaceae. The record is from RefSeq and is a predicted model, not a curated record.